CUGGGGACCAUGCUUGGGUGGGCUGGGAUAUACUGGGAUGUACUGGGAUGAGCUGGGGACCAUGCUGGGGUGGCCUGGGAUGUACUGGGAUGAACUGGGAUGAGCUGGGGGGCCAUCCCAGUACACCCCAGUACAUCCCAGCCCACGCUGGGCUGCGUGGGGGUGUACUGGUCUAUACUGGGGCGCACUGGGCUGUGUCCCGCCCGGACAGCGGGAGCUGUGGUGGGGUCUCUGUCCCGGCUCAGAAAGGAAAACCCCGCGGCUCCGGCGCCAAAUCGAAACUGGAGAAGUCACGGACGCCCGUCCGAGGCACACCCCGGCAGCCCAAAAAGGCGUCCCCCAAAACCCCCCACCGACCCCUGACCCAAUCCAGCCCGUCCCCGGAUGAGGAGCUCCUGCCAGAGGAACCCUUGGAUGUCGGGUCCAUCCUGGACGAGCUCCUGGAGCGGGUGCUGACCGAGCACGUCCUGGCGGCGGCGGCGCGGCAGCGGGUGCCCUUCACGGUGUCGCGGGCUCGGGAUGCCAUGCUCUUUGUCGCUGAGUGGCGCUUCCCGAUGCGGGAUGACGGGGACCCGGACCCCGGGGGGGACCCGGACCCCGAACGAGACGGAGUCUGGAGAGAGGAUGAGGAGCCUCAAAGCUGCCGCUGGGACUCCGGCACAUCGGGUGCUGUCCUUGUCGAGGACGCCUCUCUGCCCUCGGAAGCGGUCCCGUCCGGCGAUGUCCCCGUCUCAGACGAGGCCGCAGGUCCGCUCGUGUGUCCCGCCGAGGUCCCCGAGGCUGUUCCCGUCCCGGCUGUGCCCCCGGAGCAGGUGAGAUGUGCCCCGAUCACCCCUCGGGCUGAUCCCCGGCGGCUCCGGGGACACCCCGACAGCCACACCGGGUCCCUUUUGUCCCCCCAGCCGCUGUGCCAGGCCCCCUCCGCAGCAGCCGCAGCUCCUCCCGAGCACAUUCCCGGCGAUCUCACCGUGGUGUCCGUGCCAGGACCACCCCUCCCGGAGCCGCCCAUCGCUCCCCGGUGCCCCGGGAGGGGCCGCAGACCCUCCCGACCCUCCCGGCCCUCCCGGCCCCGGCCGGCCCCGCCGGACGCGCCCCGACCCCCGGCUCCGCUCCCGGCUCCGCUCCCGGAACCCCCGACGGAGGCACCGCAGGAGUCCCAGGAGGCCACAACGGAGCUGGGCGACCAAGAGCCACCAUCUGCAGGCUCCUCCAGCUCCAGCCUGGCAUCGCUGCGGUCCCGCAGAGCCUCCCGCGGCCCCUGCGUGCCCCGGCUGGGUGUGCGCCGCGGGGCCGCUCGCUGGGUGUUCCCCGAGGUCAGGGUGGUGGACGUGAGCACCGAGCCCGAGCGGGUGCGGUCGGGAGCCUCACGGUCCCGGUUAGCCCCGCCGGGCUCCCCGCAGGCGCUCCCGGGAGCCGGGAGAGCCGCCAAGGCCGAGGCUCAGCUGUGUGACCCCUGGCUGGCCUCGGCUCGCUUGGCUCCCGGUGUCACCGUGCGCUGGGGCGGCAGCGAGCGCCGCGGACCGACCCCGGUGGGACACGGGGACGGCGAGCAGGAGGAGGACGAGGCGGUGAGGAGGGCGGAGAAGGAUCUAAAACCCAUCCUGCCCUACCCGGAGUGCCGGAUCUCAGAGUACGGCGAGUGACCGGAGCCGGGGGUGAAGCUCCGGUCCUUGGGGGUCCCCCGUGUCCCAUCGGCACCGGGCACGCCGCCCCCGGAGCUCCGAGCCCUUUGCCAGCGCUGCAAAGGGUUUAUUUACUCACAGAAAUAAAUA
Parus major (Great Tit) is the source of this 1772-nucleotide messenger RNA. RefSeq names its product chromosome unknown C2orf81 homolog (gene CUNH2orf81). The record is from RefSeq and is a predicted model, not a curated record. Lineage: Eukaryota; Metazoa; Chordata; Aves; Passeriformes; Paridae. The transcript is spliced from 3 exons. The coding region runs from base 48 to 1643 and encodes 531 amino acids.